This is a messenger RNA of Meloidogyne enterolobii, 1440 nucleotides long. NCBI's taxonomy places the organism in Eukaryota, Metazoa, Nematoda, Chromadorea, Rhabditida, Meloidogynidae. The record is from the annotation of a GenBank genome assembly.
AUGUCCAUUUUUAAUCAAAAUUUUCGAAUUAUAUUUAAAUCAAAAUAUCAGAGAAGAUUAUUUUGUUCAAUUUCAACAUUAAAUAAAAUUAAUUUAAAUUUAUUUUCAACAACAUCCACAGAAAUUAAAUUAGAAGAAAGUUCAGCCAAUGUUUCCACACAAACUGUUGGAAAAGGUCUUAGGGUAGCGAUUAUUGGAUGUUCAAAUGUUGGAAAGUCUGCUUUAACGAAUGCUCUUAUUCGCUCCCCCAUUUGUGCUGUUAGUAAAUUGGUUGAUACAACUAGAGCGAAUACAACAGCAGCACUAACUGAAAAUCAAUGUCAAUUAAUUAUUGUUGAUAGUCCUGGUUUGGUCAGUUUAAGUCAUGCAAAGGAAGUAAUUGGCACCCAUUCAGACGAUCGAAUUUUAACACAUCCAGAAAAGGCAAUUGAAAGGGCUGAACAAAUAAUUGUUGUUCAUGAUGCAACAGCUAAGGGUCAAUAUUUACAACACAGAAUUCUUUACAUUCUUCAACGUUAUAUGCACAUUCCUGCUUGUUUAGUUAUUAACAAAAUUGAUUUAAUUGAAAGCCGUGCUGAUUUACUUAAAUUAACUGAAAUUUUAACUGAUGGAACUGUUGGGGGAGAAAAACUUGAGAAAAAACCUGUAAAUGUUUUAAAAUAUUUUUUGUGGAGAUUAAAUUGGGGUUCGAUUUGGGCUUUCAUAAAGGUCACUCACAGACACGAACAACCAAGUUUUUUGAGCAUUGUUGGUUCAAUAAUUUCAAAAGCCAAAAAAUCUAAAGGAUCUAACAAUAAUGAAUCUCUUAGUCUUCAUCCACUAACAACAAAAGAACGUGAUUUUAAUUGGUAUUCUCUCUACAAUAAAUUACUACAUAAACCUUUACACAAAGCUAGUUGGUCAGACACAAAAAAAUUAUUUAAAGAACAAAAUGGCUGGCCACAUUUUAAGGCUGUUUUCUUUACUAGUGCUCAAACAAAUGAAGGAAUAGAUAUAUUAAGAGAAUAUUUGAGAGAAAAUUCUGUUGAUAAACAAUGGAGUUUUUCCCCGCAAACUGUUAGCAAAAAGAAUUCUCGUUUACUUUGUGCUGAAUAUGUCCGUUCUGCUUUAUUAAAUAAUUGCCCUCCUCAUGUAGCUUAUAAACUUCGAGUAUCAAUUACUGAAUGGGAAUUUGAUGAAGACCUUCCUGUAAAUGAACAAAUGCUUAAAGUAGCUGCAAAUAUUUUCUGUGAAAAUGAACGUGAAGCUCGACAAGUUUGGUAUCGAAUGGAGGAAAUUGAGAAUGCAGUACUUCAACAAUUACAACAAGUAUUUUGUCAGAAUGUCAUUUUCCGCUUAUUUAUUAGAGUUAAAGACCGUUCAGGUAUUUAUCAACCUGAUGAAAAAGCGGAGGAAAAAAAGAAAAUAAUGAAAACUGAAGAGAAAAGAAAACAAAUGUAA